UGCCAUAUUAAUGCAAUUUGAUAUCCUUAAUGUACAGCACGCUGUGUUUCAGUUCUUUACCCAGAACAAAAAGUGUGAAGAGUAAUGGGCCUUGCCCAGCUGGAGAUCCUGUGUAAGCAGCUGUAUGAGACUACCGACACCGCCGUCCGACACCAGGCAGAGAAAGCUCUUGUGGAGUUCACCAACAGUCCCGACUGUCUUAGCAAAUGUCAGCUGCUGCUGGAGAGAGGCAGCUCUUCAUAUUCUCAGCUGCUUGCUGCAACCUGUUUAUCUAAACUGGUGUCUCGGACCAGCAACCCCCUUCCUCUUGAACAACGGAUUGACAUCCGAAAUUAUGUACUGAAUUAUCUGGCAACGCGGCCAAAGUUGGCGGCGUUUGUGACCCAGGCGUUGAUCCAGUUGUACGCCAGGAUUACCAAACUGGGCUGGUUCGACUGUCAGAAAGAUGACUACGUCUUCAGAAACGUCAUCGCUGAUGUGACGCGCUUCCUACAGGACAGCGUGGAGCACUGCAUCAUAGGCGUCACCAUCCUGUCCCAGCUGACCAAUGAGAUCAAUCAGGCCGAUACGACGCAUCCGCUGACCAAACAUAGGAAGAUAGCUUCAUCAUUCAGAGAUUCCUCCCUCUUCGACAUCUUCACUCUGUCCUGCAACCUCCUCAAACAGGCUUCAGGGAAGAACCUGAAUCUGAAUGACGAGUCCCAGCAUGGCCUGCUAAUGCAGCUCCUCAAACUCAGCUACAAUUGCCUCAACUUUGACUUUAUAGGAACUUCCACAGACGAGUCGUCAGACGACCUCUGCACUGUACAGAUCCCCACGUCAUGGAGAUCAGCAUUUCUUGAUUCCUCCACCCUGCAGCUGUUUUUCAAUUUAUAUCAUUCCAUCCCUCCAUCCCUUUCUCCAUUGGUGUUGUCAUGUCUAGUUCAGAUCGCCUCUGUAAGGAGGUCUCUCUUUAACAACGCAGAGCGAGCAAAGUUUCUCUCACAUCUGGUGGACGGAGUUAAGAGGAUAUUAGCAAACCCACAGUGUUUGCCAGAUCCCAACAACUACCACGAGUUCUGCCGUCUGCUGGCGAGACUGAAGAGCAACUACCAGCUGGGGGAGCUGGUCAAGGUGGAGAACUACCCAGAGGUGAUUCGGCUCAUAGCCAACUUCACCGUCACCAGUCUGCAGCACUGGGAGUUUGCCCCCAAUAGCGUCCAUUACCUGCUGAGUCUGUGGCAGCGUCUCGCAGCAUCGGUCCCUUACGUAAAAGCCACAGAGCCUCACCUGCUAGAAACCUACACGCCAGAAGUAACCAAGGCCUACAUCACGUCGCGGCUCGAGUCGGUCCAUGUUAUCCUCAGAGACGGGUUAGAAGACCCCCUGGACGACGCCGGCCUCGUCCAGCAGCAGUUAGACCAGCUAUCCACCAUCGGCAGGUGUGAGUACGAGAAGACGUGCGCUCUGCUCGUCCAGCUGUUCGAUCAGGCAGCGCAGACCUACCAGGAGCUGCUACAGUCCACCAACUCGAGCGCUGCUGACAUCACUGUGCAGGAAGGUCGGUUAACAUGGCUGGUUUACAUAAUCGGUGCAGUAAUCGGUGGACGGGUGUCGUUUGCAAGUACAGACGAGCAGGACGCCAUGGACGGAGAAUUAGUCUGUCGGGUUCUCCAGCUGAUGAACCUGACAGACUCUCGGCUCGCUCAGGCCGGCAACGAGAGGCUGGAGCUGGCCAUGCUCAGCUUCUUCGAACAGUUUAGAAAGAUCUACAUUGGUGACCAGGUGCAGAAAUCAUCAAAGCUUUAUCGACGAUUAUCAGAAGUGCUGGGUUUAAACGAUGAGACGAUGGUACUCAGUGUCUUUAUAGGGAAAAUCAUUACAAACUUGAAGUACUGGGGCCAGUGUGAACCAAUCACCUCCAAGACACUCCAGCUGCUGAAUGACCUGUCUCUAGGAUACAGCAGUGUGAGGAAGCUCGUGAAGCUCAGUGCUGUGCAGUUCAUGCUGAACAACCACACAAGUGAACACUUCUCCUUCCUGGGAGUAAACAACCAGUCCAACCUCAGCGACAUGAGGUGUCGGACCACCUUCUACACAGCACUGGGACGCCUGCUGAUGGUCGAUUUAGGUGAGGAUGAGGACCAGUUUGAACAGUUCAUGUUGCCUCUGACGGCUGCGUUUGAAGCUGUGGCUCAGAUGCUGAGUACAAACACCUUCAACGAGCAGGAAGCAAAGAGGACUUUGGUGGGUUUGGUCCGAGACCUGCGAGGAAUCGCAUUCGCCUUUAACGCCAAGACGAGCUUCAUGAUGCUGUUCGACUGGAUAUAUCCAGCAUACAUGCCCAUCCUGCAGCGAGCCAUCGAGCUUUGGUACCACGACCCGGCCUGCACUACACCUGUCCUUAAACUCAUGGCUGAGCUCGUUCAUAACAGAUCCCAGAGGCUUCAGUUUGACGUGUCGUCACCCAACGGUAUCCUGCUGUUCAGGGAAACCAGCAAGAUGAUCACGACCUACGGUAAUCGCAUCCUGACUCUUGGGGAAGUGCCGAAGGACCAGGUGUACGGCGUAAAGCUGAAGGGUGUCAGUGUGUGCUUCGCCAUGCUGAAGGCGGUGCUCAGCGGGAACUACGUCAACUUUGGGGUUUUCCGUCUGUACGGCGACGACGCGCUGGACAACGCCUUGCAGACCUUCAUCAAACUACUGCUGUCCAUCCCUCACAGCGACUUACUAGACUAUCCGAAGCUCAGCCAGUCCUUCUAUUCCCUGCUGGAGGUGCUGACUCAGGACCACAUGAACUUCAUCGCCAGUCUGGAGCCGCACGUCGUCAUGUACAUCCUGUCGUCGAUAUCAGAAGGCCUCACGGCACUCGACACGAUGGUGUGUACUGGCUGCUGCUCCAGUCUGGACCACAUAGUCACCUACCUGUUCAAGCAGCUGUCGCGCUCCACCAAGAAGCGUCCUGCUCCCAUGGCAACAGACGACCGCUUCUUGCACAUCAUGCAGCAGCACCCAGAGAUGAUCCAGCAGAUGCUGUCCACCGUGUUGAACAUCAUCAUCUUUGAGGACUGCAGGAACCAGUGGUCGAUGUCACGGCCUCUGUUAGGCCUCAUUCUGCUCAAUGAGAAGUAUUUUGCUGACCUGAGGAACAGCAUCGUCAACAGUCAGCCUCCUGAGAAGCAGCAAGCCAUGCACUUAUGUUUCGAGAACUUGAUGGAGGGAAUAGAGAGAAAUCUGCUAACAAAAAAUCGGGACAGGUUCACGCAGAACUUGUCGGUGUUCAGGAGGGAAGUCAACGACAGCAUGAAGAACUCGACGUAUGGCGUCAACAGCAACGACAUGAUGAGCUGACAUUCCACACAGCAGAGUCUCACCCAGCUGCAGACGGAGCGCACCCCUUCCCUCACCCCUCCCUCGCUGUCUCACAGCCUCCACCUUCUCUGCAUCCGCCAACCCCCUCCUUCCCUCCCUCCCUCCCUGGGCCCGGAUGCCUAGGGAUCAUCUCCUCACCCCCUGCCCCCCCUCCCACCCUGACACAACAUUGGUUCAACUCCCCGCCUCCUUUUUUGAUAUAAGCAUAUAUAAAUAUAUACAGAUCUAUUUUAAAGCCAGUCUGCGUUGGUGUGACUCGUCUGGCUGUUUUAAUGGGUGGGAGGAAGUGGGGGUGGGGUGGGGGGUGGUUGCAUGUCUACGCACUCGAAAUCACUGAAGAAGAAGGCGAGAGUGCAGCAGCUGUUAACGGAGGCCGACGGGUCGACAGGGACAAACGCCGGUAAACGUAGUAAUCCGCUUCUGCCUGCCUUGUAUAGAAAACACACACAACAAACCAAGUGUACAUUUCUUUUCGUAACAUUUUGAACAAUGUUUAUAAUGAUCGAAUUUAAAACACGAAGAUGAUUUGAGGAAAAACAAACGAAAAUAAACAAAAAACACGUGUGAUUGAGCUUUUUACGGUGUAGUGAGUUAGUGCAAACUGUUUGUCUGCGUGGGGAGCGAGCUUUCCACGGGAGGGUAAAAAGGGGGGAGGUCAGGUGAGUCACGUGGUAGGGGCGGGGGGCUGGGGGGGAAGAAGGGGUGAGCACUCCUGCUGCAGAGCUGCCGCCAUUAACAGGAAGCAGAGGUACACACACUAACAGAAAGGGAGAGUCAGAGCGCCCAUGUUGUACAUUUUUCUCAGUCUCUGCUUGAAGUGAUGUAAAUAGUCCCGCAGCUGCAGGCUGGCGGCGCUCGACACGGACGGUUCUGCUGUUUUUCACCCCGGCGAACCUGAUUGUGGGUCAUAAAGUAUCAAUGUGGAAAGAUUUUUCCAGAAAAAGCCUCCGGAAACUGAUAGAAACUCAGAGUUAUGUUUAUUUUCAACAUAAGGUCAAAUAUUUCCCCAUUUCAGCUUAUAUUUGCUGCUUUAUUUGGAAACUUAAUACGCUCUUAAACAUCGUCAGAAUAUAAAAUUUUGGUUUUGAGUUGCAGAAUUCUUAAUUAAACCCAGAACUCAGAAAAGAUUCCUGAUGAAUGAAUAAUCAAAACGACUUAUAUCUCACCUUUUUUAUGUAAAGAUGCAAAGAAAACCAGCAAAGGUGAAUUUAAUCCGUUUUUGCAUGGUCGAAUAUUCAGUUUUUUUAACUUAUACAAGAAGGGUCUGAUUAACUCACGGCUCCCCCCAGAUGAAGCCUUUAAAAUCCUCCACGAGCAGCUGAAGGUUGGAAAGUCAAAAGCAGAAAAUGCAACAUUUAUUCCACCGUUACUUGUUUCUAUUGCUCAGUGAUUAUUAAACUAUUUUGCUGACUCAGUUUGACCUGCAGCAGGAAAAAGUAAAACAGCAGAACUGUCCUUUAGCACGCUCGUCGGUGUGCGGCCUGCAGGCAUCGUGCGCACACGCCUGCUGCUUGUUCGACGUGUAAGCAACAUGGUCGUGGCUACAUUUUCCCCUCUGGUAGGCUCAGUGCAGUUUCCACCAUUUUGUUUACACUCUGGAUUCCUGGGACCAGUUUUGGGAUGGCCCCCCUUUAAGGUCCUGCAGCGGAGUCCUUCUUUGGUGUGUGCGUUGUUGUGUUUGUUUGUGCGUGCGUAGAGUGGCUCUCUGUUGCCUGGUGUGUGUGUGUGUGUGCGUGUGUGUGGUGUCUCAUGGUGAACCUGCAAUGGAGCUCAAACAGCCAAGGUGUGUGUGUGUGUGUGUGUGUGUGCGUGCCAGAAUUCAGGACAGAAUAAUCAUGAGGGUAAACCAGCAUGGAGACUUUGGAUUGCCUGAAGGAGUCCAGUUUGGCGUGAAACACCUGAAGAACCUCUGUAGAAGUCAGAACAGUGUAAAGGAGUCUUUUAGCAACGUGUGUUACUCUCUACGAUGUUGCUGCUAACUGUUUGUGACAACUAGCUCAUCUCUAACCAUGUCAGCACUCACGGAUGUUCCUAAGUUUUGGUUUGUGUCCCUGAUGUGAAUGUUUUGGGUCCAUAGAGUGAAUAGCUGUUUGAGUUGUUUGGAUGUCUGCUACAUAUAGUGUAAGCAUUGUGACUGCAAAUAAACCUCAUUGAUUUUUA
Messenger RNA from Melanotaenia boesemani (Boeseman's rainbowfish), 5511 nucleotides. It is a transcript of the gene xpo7, whose product is annotated as exportin 7. Gene Ontology annotation, cellular component: cytoplasm; nuclear pore. Gene Ontology annotation, molecular function: small GTPase binding; nuclear export signal receptor activity. The coding region runs from base 85 to 3330 and encodes 1081 amino acids. The record is from RefSeq and is a predicted model, not a curated record. Lineage: Eukaryota; Metazoa; Chordata; Actinopteri; Atheriniformes; Melanotaeniidae. The transcript is spliced from 28 exons. Gene Ontology annotation, biological process: protein export from nucleus.